This is a messenger RNA of Candidozyma auris, 1995 nucleotides long. Its product is annotated as ABC-F family ATP-binding cassette domain-containing protein. The record is from RefSeq and is a predicted model, not a curated record. The transcript has a single exon. Bases 1 to 1995 code for a protein of 664 amino acids. Gene Ontology annotation, molecular function: ATP binding; ATP hydrolysis activity. NCBI's taxonomy places the organism in Eukaryota, Fungi, Ascomycota, Pichiomycetes, Serinales, Metschnikowiaceae.
AUGGUCAGAAAGCAAAAGGCUACAGUUCUGGACGAAAUUGCCGUCACUUCGGAAUCCUCACGUUUCCACAAUGAAACUCUAGAGACACUAUCUAAAGAUGUCUACUUGAAGAAAGUCUCUAUCUCUGUUGGCCUAAAAGACCUUCUACUCGACGCAGAUGUGAGACUCAACCACGGAAUCAAAUAUGGGCUUAUUGGUCCUAAUGGAUGUGGGAAAACGACCCUCAUGAAGUGUCUUGGAGACAAAAGAAUUCCUGGGUUAGCUGAUAACCUUCGAAUUUUGUACGUCGAACAGUUGCCGGUUGAGAGUACCUCAAAGCUGGUGUUAGAGACCGUUUUGGCUGCUGACAAGGACAGAGUCAAAUUACUGCUGCUCUUGUCUACAUUGGAGGCAGCAUUGAGUUCAGCCGACCCAUUGAAGAUAAAGCAGGCCAUAAAACAGGUCAAGUUGGAGGAGCAGAAAGCCAAUCUAGCUGCAGCACAAAAAACUGCCACUGAGAGAACAGGAGCAAGAGGACAUAGGGCUCGAAAGGCAUUGGUAGAGCAAGAGUCGCUUGUUGCAGAAUUGGAGGCUCUUUCUUUGGAUGAAGUUGUUGAUUCUAACACUGAUGAAGCUUUUGUUGCCCAAGAAAUGGCAUUACAGUUGAGUGAGCAGCUCAAAGGUUACGAUUCAGAGGAAGUGCUUCGCUCCAAGGCUGCUAAAAUCCUCAAGGGUCUCGGUUAUUCAGAUAAGAAGAUGCAGCAGCCAGCCAAAGUGCUCUCAGAAGGCUGGAGAAUUCGUGCCUCAUUGGCUGCAGCGUUGCUUCUUCAGCCUGACAUACUUCUCCUUGACGAGCCAACAAACCAUCUCGAUUUGCCCACUGUUUUGUGGCUCCAAAAUUACUUGCGGGAUCUUGAAGACGUAACUUUGGUAGUAGUGUCUCACAAUCGAGCAUUUUUGAACGAGGUGGCCGAAGAAACCAUCGUUUGCAAGAAGCAAUCUUUGGAAUACUAUGAUGGAAAUUACGAUGAAUACAUGGAAAACUUCCAAAACAGACAAUCCUUCUUGCGGGCUAAAGCUGAUGCCAAUCGAAAAAAGAAGGAAGCUUUGGAACACAGUAUCGAGAAAGGUCUCAAUUCAGCUAAGAAAAACGGCGACGAUAAGAGUGUGCAAAGAAUGGCAGCACGCAAGAAGAAGCUUGACAGAAUUGGCAUGGAUGUGAACAGUAAGGGCCACAAAUACAAACUUAACAGAGACAGAGCUGGAUAUCACGAAAACUUCCUUGAAGAAGUUGAAGUUGAAGAAAUAGUGGAGCCUGAUCACUGGAAUGUGGAGCCCCCACCGCCAAUGCGCUACAGUGGGGAUUUGUUAGUGACAAGCAAUGUCGGGUAUAAAUAUCCCGAAGGCGACGUCAUCUUUGGCAGAGUUUCCUUCAGCAUAGGCCAGAGAGCCCGCAUAGCCCUAAUCGGCGCCAAUGGCACAGGUAAAUCGACUCUCAUUAAGUUGCUCACGGGCAAGAUUCUUCCCAGUGUUGGACACAUAGAAAGGCCAGGAAAUGCCACUAUAGGCACAUUUGACCAGUUCAAUGCCGAGGUCUUUCUAGCUGAGUAUAGCUCGGAGGCUACUCCACUCUCUGUGUUCAUGGAGAAGUACCCCAACGGUAAAGAAAGCCACUAUAGAGGGCAUAUGGGCAAGUUCGGGCUCCGAGGAUCCACUGCUAUCAAGCCUUUGGCCACGCUAAGUGGAGGAGAGAUGGCACGCCUUAAGCUUGCACUCAACUUCUUUGAGCUGUCGCCGAACUUAGUGAUUCUUGAUGAGCCCACCAAUCACUUGGACAUGCAAUCUAUCGAGUCGCUCAUUGAGUUGAUUGAUAAGUACGAAGGCGCCGUGGUCAUUGCCUCUCACGACCAGUACUUCGUGACGAAAGUGGCGAAGGAGAUCUACACAUUCAAGAAGAAGCAGUUGAAGCAGCUCGAGUCUAUGGAUGAGUACAUCGAGGAGGUAAGUGGAGCAUGA